Cebus imitator (Panamanian white-faced capuchin) is the source of this 2323-nucleotide messenger RNA. It is a transcript of the gene NDUFS1, whose product is annotated as NADH:ubiquinone oxidoreductase core subunit S1. Gene Ontology annotation, molecular function: NADH dehydrogenase (ubiquinone) activity; iron-sulfur cluster binding. The transcript is spliced from 20 exons. The record is from RefSeq and is a predicted model, not a curated record. Gene Ontology annotation, biological process: ATP synthesis coupled electron transport. Bases 167 to 2308 code for a protein of 713 amino acids. Gene Ontology annotation, cellular component: membrane. Lineage: Eukaryota; Metazoa; Chordata; Mammalia; Primates; Cebidae.
CUUGUCGAAUGCGAGGCUUCUAGUCCCUCCCGGCUUUCCGUUCUCCAGGCCCGGCUGACAGAGUUAGCUGGGGCCGCCAUAUUAAGUAAGCGACCCGGUCUCCUAAGGGUCGUUGUGGUCCGGACAGUUUAGCAGAGCAGCCUCCGCGGCUCCGGGGAGAAGCAAUAUGUUAAGGACACCUCUAAGAAAGGCCUUAGUAGGCCUUCCUAAGUCUCCUAAAGGAUGUGCCCGAACAACUGCCACAGCAGCAAGCAACUUGAUUGAAGUAUUUGUUGAUGGUCAGUCUGUCAUGGUGGAACCAGGAACGACCGUCCUCCAGGCUUGUGAGAAGGUUGGCAUGCAGAUCCCUCGAUUCUGUUAUCAUGAAAGGUUGUCUGUUGCUGGAAACUGCAGGAUGUGCCUUGUUGAAAUUGAGAAAGCUCCUAAGGUUGUAGCUGCUUGUGCCAUGCCAGUAAUGAAGGGUUGGAAUAUCCUGACAAACUCAGAAAAGUCCAAGAAAGCCAGAGAAGGUGUGAUGGAGUUCUUACUAGCAAAUCACCCACUGGACUGUCCUAUUUGUGACCAGGGAGGUGAAUGUGAUCUGCAGGACCAGUCCAUGAUGUUUGGAAAUGAUAGGAGCCGAUUUUUAGAGGGGAAACGUGCUGUGGAAGACAAAAACAUUGGGCCAUUGGUAAAGACCAUCAUGACAAGAUGUAUUCAGUGUACUCGCUGCAUCAGGUUUGCAAGUGAGAUUGCAGGAGUUGAUGAUUUGGGAACAACAGGCAGAGGAAAUGAAAUGCAAGUUGGUACAUACAUUGAAAAGAUGUUCAUGUCUGAACUGUCUGGAAAUAUCAUUGAUAUAUGCCCUGUAGGUGCUCUCACCUCUAAGCCCUAUGCCUUUACUGCCCGGCCUUGGGAAACAAGAAAGACAGAAUCCAUUGAUGUAAUGGAUGCAGUUGGGAGUAAUAUUGUGGUUAGCACAAGAACUGGAGAAGUGAUGAGGAUUUUGCCACGUAUGCAUGAAGACAUCAAUGAAGAGUGGAUCUCUGAUAAAACCAGAUUUGCCUAUGAUGGGCUAAAACGUCAAAGACUUACCCAGCCGAUGGUCAGAAAUGAAAAAGGGCUUUUAACCUAUACUUCCUGGGAGGAUGCACUCUCUCGUGUAGCAGGAAUGUUGCAGAGUUUUCAAGGCAAAGAUGUGGCAGCAAUUGCAGGUGGCUUGGUGGAUGCUGAAGCCCUAGUAGCUCUCAAAGAUUUGCUUAAUAGAGUGGACUCUGACACCUUAUGCACUGAAGAGGUCUUCCCUACUGCAGGAGCUGGCACAGAUUUGCGUUCCAAUUAUCUGCUUAAUACUACAAUUGCUGGUGUGGAAGAGGCAGAUGUUGUACUUCUAGUUGGUACAAAUCCACGUUUUGAGGCACCGCUGUUUAAUGCUAGAAUUCGAAAGAGCUGGCUGCACAAUGACUUAAAAGUGGCCCUUAUAGGCAGUCCAGUGGACCUCACUUACAGCUAUGACCACCUGGGAGACUCCCCCAAAAUUCUUCAAGAUGUUGCUUCGGGUAGCCAUCCAUUUAGCCAGGUCCUAAAGGAAGCUAAAAAACCUAUGGUGGUUUUAGGCAGUUCUGCACUACAAAGAAAUGAUGGAGCAGCAAUUUUUGCAGCUGUUUCUAGCAUUGCACAAAAGAUUCGGAUGACUAGUGGCGUUACUGGUGAUUGGAAAGUUAUGAAUAUCCUUCAUAGGAUUGCAAGUCAAGUAGCUGCUUUAGACCUUGGCUAUAAACCUGGGGUGGAAGCAAUUCGGAAGAACCCUCCCAAGGUGCUGUUUCUCCUGGGAGCAGAUGGAGGUUGUAUCACACGACAGGAUUUGCCAAAGGAUUGUUUCAUUAUUUAUCAAGGACAUCAUGGUGAUGUUGGGGCUCCCAUAGCUGAUGUUAUUCUCCCAGGAGCUGCUUACACAGAGAAGUCUGCUACAUAUGUCAACACUGAGGGUAGAGCUCAGCAGACUAAAGUAGCAGUGACACCUCCUGGCUUGGCAAGAGAAGACUGGAAAAUUAUAAGAGCACUCUCUGAGAUUGCGGGGAUAACUCUUCCAUAUGAUACUCUGGAUCAAGUAAGGAACAGAUUGGAAGAAGUCUCUCCUAAUCUUGUUCGAUAUGAUGAUAUCGAAGGGGCUAAUUACUUCCAGCAAGCAAAUGAGCUCUCAAAGCUGGUGAAUCAGCAGCUUCUUGGUGACCCACUUGUUCCACCUCAGCUAACUAUAAAAGACUUUUACAUGACAGAUUCAAUUAACAGCUGCCAAGUUACUCAGAGGAGCAGAUGGUAUAACUGAUCAUGUCCUACCAAA